UGAUUGGUCCACAUUAAAAAUAAUCCAGAGAGUUUGGAAGUUUUGUAUCUCACUUUUUCUUUUGUGAUUCCCCACUUGCUAUUAAUGAGUUUGAUAGUAAUGUUGGUUUCUGUGGGUUUUAAAAGUUGGGACUUGCUUCUGGGUCUGGAACGCAGAGGAAGAACUUCAUUAAUUUAUUUUGCUUUGUUGUGGUAAGUUAUCUCUUUUCGGAGAUAACUUAGACAAACCAAUCGAGAUUGUGCAUAUUUGGAAGUGGGUUUUAGUCCUUAGGGUUUUUGGGUUGAAACCCAGUUCAAAUUUGAGGAUUUUAGUGCUGAAGAGCAAUAAAGUUUGAAUUUUUGGUAACUGAAGGGAGUGAGAAGGUCAAAAUAUUUUUUUUCCAGACUUCUUGUAUGCAUUAUCAAUUUAUAGCGGAAAUUUAUAUGUGUGAAUUUGAAGGCAGAUUCAGGUUCAAAAAUAGUAUAAUUUAGAUAUUCAUUCAGGUUUGUUAGCUUGAAUUGAUUGGUUUUUGGUAUAGGAGAUGUUUGAUAGAAGUUUGUCAGUAUCUCUUCAUACAUUAAAUUACCCAUCCUGUAUAUUGGGUUUUGGAAAUAGUCACAGAAGUGUGUAUAAGACAAGGUUAAAUCCAGUUCUAGCUAUGCCUCCUCCAUCAGUUUUCUUAACCACAGAUGAAAAUGGAAAAUUUCAAGAAUUUAAUAAGAGUUCUGGUUCAAAUGAAGCUUCACUAGGCAUCGAUUCUUUGCAUAAUCAAGCUAAAACAGUUGGUAUAAUUGGAGGAGUAUCAGUGAAGUCUACUUUGAAUUUUUUGACCAAAUUGGUCCAACUGAGUGGUCAAGAAAAUAGCAUUCCCUUGGUGCUCUGCUCUGAUCCUCUGUUAAGUAAGGAGUUAGUGUUAUAUCAGAGGAACUCUUUUCCUUCUGUCAAUGGAAAAAAUGGAUGUGCUCAAGUUGACCCUACCUUAAUUGUUGAGAAUUUGCGGAGUAAAAGGAUUUUUCUUGAGAAAUCAGGAGCUCGUUGCAUCAUAAUGCCUUGUCAUCUCUCUCAUACUUGGCAUGAUCAGGUUUCUAGUGGAUGUUCUGUUCCUUUCUUGCAUGUAAGUGAGUGUGUUGCCAAGGAGCUGAAGGAAGCAAAACUCAAGCCUCUUGAAGCUGGGAGUCCCUUGAGGAUUGGGGUGCUUGCCACAAAUGCAGGGUUUUACCAGGACAAACUUCAGAGUGAGGGAUUUGAAGUGGUGCUACCAGAUAAAGCAACCAUAGAACACACAGUUAUCCCUGCAGUAGACGCUUUAAACAGAAAGGACAUGGAAGGAGCCCAGAAUUUGAUGAGAAUUGCCCUUCAGGUAUUGUUGGUACGGGCAGUGAACACUGUCAUCCUGGCAUCAGAUGAUAUGCGGGAUAUCUUGCCUCAAGAUGAUCCCCUUCUUAAGAAAUGCAUCAACCCACUGGAUAUACUUGCCAGGUCAACUAUCAAGUGGGCAAAUUCUGCUGAAAGAGCUACAUAAAGUGUGUCAACAAAUUUGACUAAUCUAGUUCAUCAUCCAUCUCUUUGCAAAAUUUAUGUGUACAUGUGUUAAACAGAUAUUGUCAUCAUUUAAGCCGAAUUUGUGUUUAUUUGAAGAUUAAAAUGUGAAACAUGUCCUUUUUAGACGAGUUAAAUUCUUCAAUCUGAAAAUCCCUUUUGUAUCUUGACUUCCUAAAGAAUGCAGGAUUGUUUUCUAA
This is a messenger RNA of Mangifera indica (mango), 1718 nucleotides long. RefSeq names its product broad specificity amino-acid racemase RacX. The transcript has 2 exons. The record is from RefSeq and is a predicted model, not a curated record. The coding region runs from base 521 to 1501 and encodes 326 amino acids. Lineage: Eukaryota; Viridiplantae; Streptophyta; Magnoliopsida; Sapindales; Anacardiaceae.